UAUCAAUUCAUACAAAAAAAAACAACAAGUCUUAUCCUAUCAGCCCUUCUAUUCAUAGAGCUCUGUCUGAGUCGACUCAUUGAGGGAUAUUAUUUAGUAUUCAACAGUACUUUAAAAUAUUCAGUCAUGGCACUAAGGAGCUACGUUGUUCUUCCCAUCUUCCUCGCCACCCUGUUGGGAGCAUCCUCAAGUCACAACCUCCCCCAAAACGCCAACGAUGCAUCCGAGUGCAUCGCUGCCAGAUGUGACACGCUGGACGAGAUCAACAAGCUGUGGUGCCACGAGGACCCAAGGUUCUUUUGCGUUUGCCGACCGCUGACCGAAACCAGCUGGGAGCUGCAGCCGAUGCCAUGUGCGCCGGAAACGCAGUUCAGUUUUGUCCACCAAAAGUGCGUUGCGCAUCUGGAAGAACCGGAUCGGGCCGCCUGCUACUACGCGGACACACCCGGAGACGGUAGCGGAAGUGGAAGUGGGGAUGACGCGUUGUGGUCGAUUCCGGCGGGUGGUGAAGUCAUGUUUGGCGAAGAAGAUCGGUUUGAGGGAGCGCUUGACGAUCUGGUUGAGGAUGAUGUGAUGGAGUUUCUGUUUCCGGGAAGGUUGCAGUGAGAGUGGAAUAGAAAAUUAUUUAAAAUGAAGAAUGUUUGAGAAAAAGUUUCUUCACAUUUUUUUCGGAAUGCUAUCCAUUUUAACUCAACA
Culex pipiens pallens (northern house mosquito) is the source of this 696-nucleotide messenger RNA. RefSeq lists its product as uncharacterized. The coding region runs from base 127 to 606 and encodes 159 amino acids. The record is from RefSeq and is a predicted model, not a curated record. The transcript is spliced from 2 exons. Lineage: Eukaryota; Metazoa; Arthropoda; Insecta; Diptera; Culicidae.